AUGGCCACCCCUGGCGCCAGUUCUUCACCUCCAUGCCCGUCCACGCCAUCAUCGUGGCCAACUUCUGCCGCAGCUGGACCUUCUACCUGCUGCUCAUCAGCCAGCCCGCCUACUUCGAGGAGGUCUUUGGCUUCGAGAUCAGCAAGGUGGGGCUGCUGUCGGCGCUGCCCCACCUGGUGAUGACGAUCGUGGUGCCCAUCGGCGGCCAAAUCGCCGACUUCCUGCGCUCCCGGGGGCUCAUGUCGACCACCAACGUCAGGAAGAUGAUGAACUGCGGCGGGUUUGGCAUGGAGGCCACGCUGCUGCUGGUGGUCGGCUACUCGCACUCCCGCGCCGUCGCCAUCUCCUUCCUGGUGCUCGCCGUGGGCUUCAGCGGCUUCGCCAUCUCCGGGUUCAACGUGAACCACCUGGACGCCGCCCCCCGCUACGCCAGCGUCCUCAUGGGGCUCUCCAACGGCGUGGGGACCCUGUCGGGGAUGGUGUGCCCCCUCAUCGUGGGGGCCCUCACCCGCCACAAGACGCGGGAGGAGUGGCAGUGGGUGUUCCUGAUCGCCGCCCUCGUGCACUACGCGGGGGUCGCGUUCUACGGGGUCUUCGCGUCGGGGGAGCCGCAGCCCUGGGCGGAGCCCCCCCGGGAGGAGGCCGAGCCCCUCGCACCGGGCGAUGAGGAUGAUGAGGAGGGGGAGUACGAGGAAGGCGGAGCGGGGAUGGGACCGCCCGGGGGGCCCCCGGCCGGCUACGGGGCCACCGGCACCACCCCGGCCCCCGGGGGGCUCCUGGGGGAUGCGGAGGAGUGAGGCGGGACCACCCCCCUGCUGACCCCCACCCCCAAACACACACACCUCAAAGCACCACUCCCCACCGGGGAUCCCCCUCGGGACCACCGGGAUCACCAGGAACUGCCCCCUACCCCCCC
Molecule: messenger RNA, 916 nt
Organism: Myiozetetes cayanensis
Lineage: Eukaryota; Metazoa; Chordata; Aves; Passeriformes; Tyrannidae
Product: vesicular glutamate transporter 1-like
Biological process (GO): transmembrane transport; monoatomic anion transport; neurotransmitter loading into synaptic vesicle
Cellular component (GO): synaptic vesicle membrane; excitatory synapse
Molecular function (GO): neurotransmitter transmembrane transporter activity; L-glutamate transmembrane transporter activity
Source: RefSeq, a predicted model, not a curated record